Molecule: messenger RNA, 2795 nt
Organism: Poecilia latipinna (sailfin molly)
Lineage: Eukaryota; Metazoa; Chordata; Actinopteri; Cyprinodontiformes; Poeciliidae
Gene: gata2a
Product: GATA binding protein 2a
Exons: 6
Coding region: 478-1860 (460 amino acids)
Biological process (GO): positive regulation of angiogenesis; positive regulation of transcription by RNA polymerase II; positive regulation of miRNA transcription
Cellular component (GO): nucleus
Molecular function (GO): DNA-binding transcription factor activity, RNA polymerase II-specific; RNA polymerase II cis-regulatory region sequence-specific DNA binding; zinc ion binding
Source: RefSeq, a predicted model, not a curated record
GGUUGAGGAGAAAUAGAGAAAUUUAAAAGCAGGGAGAAGAGAGAGCGAGGAUGCGGCGAGCCAAUUGUGGCAGCGCGCUCCGUGAUUGGCGCAGAGCGACGCUCCACCCCGUCCUGGCUUGAUAUGGGAAUUUACUGGCGCCAGCCGCAUCAGUCUGCGCCACAUCUCAUUAAUGAGCCCGAGCUCUGCACGGAUCAAGAGGUUUAGCACAUCCAGCCUGAGUUUUGUGCGUGUAUGUGUGUGUGUAAAAGAGAGAGAGAGAGAGAUAGAGAGAGUGUGUGUGUGUGUGUCCCGUCAGCUGAUCGGAACCGCAACAGGUCAUCGCUGUAGGAGAAGGAGGAACGCAGCGCUAUUUAAGGAUUCUAUUUCUAAAGCCGACAAACAGCUGGGAACUAUACACUGGAAAGAGGAGAGCGAACUGACCGAUCAGGAGCCGGAAUCGGAGGGGUGGGGGGGUAGAAAAGAGAGAGCCGAGCCAUGGAGGUCGCAGCGGCGGAUCAGUCGCGGUGGAUGGCGCACCAUCAUGCGGUACUGAACGGCCAGCACCCGGAUUCCCAUCACCACAGUCUGAGCCACAACUACAUGGAACCGAUGGCGCCUUUGCUGCCCCAGGACGAGGUUGACAUGUUUCUGAACCACUUGGACUCCCAAGGGAAUCCUUACUACACCAACUCCCGGGCGAGGGUGACGUACAGCCAGGCACACGCUCGCCUCACUGGAAACCAGGUUUGCCGGCCACACCUCAUCCACAGCCCCGGCAUCCCCUGGCUGGACCCCGGGAAAGCCGCCCUGUCCGCCGCGCACCACCACAACGCAUGGGCGGUCAGCCACUUUAGCAAACCCGGCCUCCACCCCGCCAGCUCCGGAUACCCGUGCAGCAGCAGCGCCGGCACGGCCUCCGUGUCCUCGCUCACCCCCGCGUCCCACUCCAGCCCGCACCUCUACAGCUUCCCCCCGACCCCUCCGAAAGACGUCUCCCCGGACCCGGGCCCCACCUCCCCGACCUCCACCAGGAUGGACGAGAAGGACUCGAUCAAGUACCAGGUGCCGCUGACGGACGGCAUGAAGAUGGAGAGCUGCAGCCCACUCCGCGGCGGCCUGGCCUCCAUGAACGGCCAGGCCGCGGCCACUCAUCACCCCAUUCCGACCUACCCGGCCUACUCGCUCCCCACGCCCCACGAAUACAGUGGCAGCCUCUUCCACCCGGGCAGCCUGCUCGGCGGCUCUUCCUCCAGCUUUACGCCCAAAUGCAAAAGCAAAGCCAGGUCGAGCUCAGAACUAUAUGCAGAGGGGCGAGAGUGCGUGAACUGCGGCGCCACGUCCACCCCUCUGUGGCGGCGGGACGGCACCGGCCACUACCUGUGCAACGCCUGUGGACUGUACCACAAGAUGAACGGCCAGAAUCGACCGCUCAUCAAGCCCAAGCGGAGACUGUCUGCUGCGAGACGUGCAGGCACCUGCUGUGCGAACUGCCAGACCACCACCACCACCCUGUGGAGGCGCAACGGGAACGGAGACCCGGUGUGUAAUGCCUGCGGCCUCUACUUCAAACUACACAAUGUCAACAGACCCUUGACCAUGAAGAAGGAAGGCAUCCAGACGCGCAACCGCAAGAUGUCCAGCAAGUCCAAGAGGAACAAGCGGGCGGGGGACGGCUUUGACGAGCUCUCCAAGUGCAUGCAGGACAAGGCCUCGCCCUUUGGAGCCGCGCCGGGCCUCACCAGCCACAUGACCCACAUGGGUCACCUUCCGCCCUUCAGCCACUCGGGACACAUGCUGCCCACCCCCACGCCCAUUCACCCGUCAUUCGGUCACCCGCACCACUCCAAUCGGUCGCCUGUCUGGGCCGAGCCUCACUGAGGUCGUCCCUCUCCGCCCCGAGGGACGCAGGACCCACCGCAUCUCCACAGACACUAAACAGCGGUUGAUCGGAGUGCAGUGGCUUUCAGUUGGACUGAAUGACCGAGGGCCUCGUCAGGCCAUGGCCUCGCCGAGAGGGGGUGGCCAUCGCGAACUUUUGCGGACUCUGUGAAGAGCUAAUGCGACGAGGGGGUUUGUCCGUUCCACCCACCUCCUCUGUCCCCCGAGGCGAGGGGGGCUGACAGGAGAGGAGUGAAUGGAGAAGCUUGUCAUUCUUUUUUGUUUUGCUUAUUUUUACUAAGUCACUUUGGUACCCACCUCUCCCUGACCCUGUAACAGGAGACUCCAGAGAGGGCCUGAAAACCGCUGUUUCUCACCUCAUGCUCAUACCGUCAUACUUCGAGAUACGUGCACCUCGUCCAUCCCUGCGCUGUUGUUCAGAACUGCCGCCAUAACACACACACGCGCGCACACACACACACACACACACACACACGCACACACACAGAGACGGACUCCUGGGUGCUGGAAGCCGUCCUACAGGCAGAACUGCUGAAAGGCAACAACCAACCAGUGCUCUCUUCACAUGCUGGAUUGUGCACCACAGUGCUCACCUGUUUUUCAUAACUGUUUUAUGGGAAAAAGAAAAAAGAAGAAAAAAAACCACACCCCAACACAGUAAAUAGAGUGUUUAUAAAUGCUUAAUUGCUAUUAUUGUUGUUAUAUUUGAUGUUAUAAUUAUUGCUACGAUAAUUUAUUUUCACUCUUUAAACUUUCACCGGACACACAUGGAAACGUAUGAUUUUAAUUACAUGGUUAUUACGUAAAGAAAAACACUGACCUGUCUUGGGCGAAUAGAAGUCCCUGAGCUGUACGUUUUUAUCAUUUUUUUCCAUCUCACAAAGAAGAGAAAAUAAAGUUUAAUACUGAAGUAA